Molecule: messenger RNA, 3361 nt
Organism: Lineus longissimus
Lineage: Eukaryota; Metazoa; Nemertea; Pilidiophora; Heteronemertea; Lineidae
Product: tetratricopeptide repeat protein 39C-like
Exons: 13
Coding region: 123-1958 (611 amino acids)
Biological process (GO): cilium assembly
Molecular function (GO): protein binding
Source: RefSeq, a predicted model, not a curated record
ACCAACAUGGCGGACAGUUGCCCUGAUUUUUCAUUUUGACACCAAACAAAACGCCCGUUACUCCCUACCCUGAUCCCUACUCAUGACUUAAUCCCGUAGACUGUUAAGGUUAACCCAUAGCCAUGGCUGAAUGCGCAACAUUAGAUGUUGGGGCCGCUGAGCCUGGCAAUGCAACAAAUGGAGUGGAGUUUCCUCCUGGUGCAAAACUGUCCUUGCAAGAAGAGUCGGAACUUGCUUCAAAAGGGGUCUACAUGCUUCUCAACAAUGGCAUGGGGGAGGCAACAGAACUCUUCAGAAAAUACAAACACGGCAGUCCCUUGCUCAGUUUUGGAGACAGCUUUGUCACAUUUAUGCGUGGCAUCAUGACAUUUGAGGAGGAGCAGUUAUCAGAAGCAAAGAAAUCCCUCCAAGAGACAGAAAAGAGAUGUGAUAUUCACAGUGGCUUCUUCCAUUCCAUGAAGAGUACGUUCUCAUUAAAAAAGCCUGAGAAACCAGUGUUCAGUUUAGAAGAGCGGCUACAACGGACAAUCAUUGUGGCGGACUGCUUACACUUCCAAUCAUUCCUCACAUUCCUCAACCAAGACGUGCCAAGCUUCAUCAAGGGCGGAUGGACCAUGCGCAAGGCGUGGAAGACCUACGAGAAAACCUAUAAAGAGAUCAACAAACUUUACGAAAAUGCCAAAAAAUAUGAGAGAAUGCGCCACACGAAUAGUUCAGGUGCUAUGAACGGAAAUAAUGGAGUCAAAAUACAGCGGAACUUUUCACUUCCGGAUGCAGAAACCAUGGCGAAAAUGGAGGAAGAAGCUGACCAGAGUCUUUCCAUACAGACGUUAGAACGUCUGCUCGGGUCUGUUAGCUUCGGUUACGGGCUGUUGCUGUUGGUCAUGUCGUGUGUGCCGCCAAAAAUUCUGAAGAUUAUAGAGUUUUUGGGAUUCGAGGGAGAUCGGGAAGCUGGUGUGCAGGCGUUGGAGUUCUCGAGUAACAGUACGGACAUGAAGGCUCCCUUUGCUACGCUAAGCCUCCUUUGGUACCAUACCCUCCUGCGGUCUUUCUUCUCCUUAGACGGUGGAAACAUCCUGGCAGGAACAGAGGAAGCCAGCGCCCUCCUGGAAAAGAGCGAGGCAAACUUCCCCAACGCUGCUCUCUUUUUGUUCUUCAAGGCGCGUGUGCUUCGACUGAAGAGUGAAGUUGAAGAUGCCCUGAUGACAUACAAUAUGGCGUUGGAAGCAGCGGCUGACCAGCGAGAGAUUCAGCUCAUCUGCGUGUACGAGAUCGGAUGGGGCUGCCUCAUGAAGCUGAGUUGGAAGGAAGCUUUGGAUUGUUUCCAUAGGUUGAAAGAAGAGUCCCGUUGGUCAAAGUCUUAUUAUGCCUACCUCACGGGAUUGUGCCAUGGUGCCUUAGGUGAUCUCAACGCCGCCCAUAAUAUCUUCAAAGAAGUGCCAGGUCUCGUGAAGAGGAAGAAUAAUCAAAUAGAGGACUUUGUCACAAAGAAGUCUGAGCGACUAAAGAAGUCUCCUCCAAACCAAGACCAGAUCGUCAUGCUUGGACUUGAGGUCCUUUAUCUAUGGAAUGCUCUGCCAACUUGUACACCAGAAUACUUACAUGCCAUGUUAACAGAGUGUAACAACCUCAAAGACAAGUCAUACUUCCACUUGCGAGCGUUGGUGGAGGGCGGCAUCCAGAAGCAGUUGGGGAAUGAGGAGGCUGCGAUCACAUUGCUGGAGGAAGCCAUCGCCCUCCAGUCUCAUCACAAGGACGACGGACAUGUGACGCCAUUCGCUUGGUUUGAACUUGGUACUCUUUAUGCCUCCAAUCCCCAGACGAUGCAGAAGGGGAAGGAAUGUCUGACCAGAGCAAAGGACUAUCCCGAAGGUUUUCCUCUCGAGAACCGUUUAACAAUGCGGAUUUUGGCAGCCAGUCGACUCCACAAGUUCAAUCUUCAUACACAGCCUACAUGAUAAAUACAAAGACUACGACUUUGAAAAUCGACUUCACACCCGUCUCCACGCUGCAAUAAAACAGAUUAAACGUGAUGGUGUCUAUGGCAAAUAGGGAGUUGACAGGUCUUCACCUGGUGAAUUAUCGUCCUGUCCAUGUAUCUCAGCAUGCAUGGUGGGAGACUUAAUGUACCAUUGAAAUGUCAGAGUCAGCAAGGUUUAGAAUGAUUGAUAAAAACGUUCAAAGAAGAUUGUGUCCAUUCACAAUCUCCUGGUGGGCCUUGUUAAACUCUGUUUGACUCUGCAGUCAAGGUUUAGGACGUGAGGGGGGACAACAUGCAGGAGCUAGGAGGCUCCUGUAGCUGGAUCAACUGUACAUUUCUGUCUUUUUUCUGUUUUGUCCUUGGCAUAUUGUGCAUAAUUUAGGAAACUGUGAUGCAGGGCUACAGAUACUAUAAAAUUUGUGAUAUUUUUCUCCUAUACAAUACAUGUAUGUAGAUACUUUCUCCACAGUAACCUAGGCUCUUUCAGGUCUGCUCAAAUUUUAAUGAUAUUAUCAUUAUUUGUUUCUAUUGACAUUUGUUGUUGAAGUCAAUCAGGAGGAAUUGAGGGUUGCAUGUUCACUGCACUAGGAGCUGUCUUUAAGGUACAUGGACCAACCCUUGUGUCCUUGGGUAGGUCCCACCUGGCUUUGGUUAAUGAUCUGGUACCGAGUGGCUCUCAUGUAAAUCAAUUUCCGUCAUUAGUUUGUUGUAUAUAUGUACGGUGUUGCAGAUUUCACGAAAGAUUGAUAAAUUACAAAAUGUCAUUCAUCCGAGAAAGUAAUGAGACAGUCGAUGUUCUUUUAGCUGAUUAUCAUCUGGUAGUCGUAGAAAGGUCUAUUGAAAAAGAAAUUCUUUUACCAACCAAUUGAACUGCCUUGUGGCGAACAACACUGAACACUUGAUACAACUGACAGCGAAGUGGAUCGUUAAUUGCUUUGGGAUUAAAAGAUGGUAAUUUGCAAUUUGUGAUAUUUGCCAAACCUCACUAUUCACUGAGAUAUAACUGUUGUCUUGGUUACUGGUAGUUCUUAAAGGUGUCUGUUUUUGUUUUUAAAUGAUUUUGUGAUAUGUUAACAAUUCAUACAAAUAUUUCUUGUUUAACAGUACAGUUAUUAGACUCGAACAUUCUUUAGAGGUUAAAUGUGUUACUGUAACGUGUGCUGCGUGUAACGUAAAACUAUAACUUACGUUUUGGUGUGCAACUCUCUGGUUGUGUGUAUAUGUUGGAAAUUUUUAUUUUUAUACUAUAGAUAAGGAUGAACUCAAAUGUUUAUGUACCAAUAUACAUAUCAGCAAUGUAUUCAUUUGAAUUACUUGAGAGUUCUACACUGCUCAGAGUUUUAUGCUAACUUCUGGAAAAGUUUAUUAAAAUAUCUUCAU